This is a messenger RNA of Acanthosepion pharaonis, 1641 nucleotides long. The record is from the annotation of a GenBank genome assembly. Lineage: Eukaryota; Metazoa; Mollusca; Cephalopoda; Sepiida; Sepiidae.
AUGGCAAUAUCUAUCUAUCUAUCUAUCUAUCUAUCUAUCUAUCUAUCUAUCUAUCUAUCACCACAAAUAUGUUCAUUAUCUAUCUAUCUAUCUAUCUAUCUAUCUAUCUAUCUAUCUAUCUAUCUAUCUCAGACUAAUCAUAUCUAUCUAUCCGAUUCUGUUCAUAUCUAUCUAUCUAUCUAUCUAUCUAUCUAUCUAUCUAUCUAUCUAUCUAUCUAUCUAUCACCACAAAUAUGUUCAUUAUCUAUCUAUCUAUCUCUCUAUCUAUCUAUCUAUCCUUACCAGCCCGUUCAUAUCUAUCUAUCUAUCUAUCUAUCUAUCUAUCUAUCUCAGACUAAUCAUAUCUAUCUAUCUGAUUCUGUUCAUAUCUAUCUAUCUAUCUAUCUAUCUAUCUAUCUAUCUAUUUAUCUAUCUAUCUAUCUAUCUAUCUAUCUUGCAUUCUCUCAGAAUUCUGAUGCCAAAACCAGGCUUCUGCUGUUCGUUCUGCUAAAAGACAACGAAGACUCCUCUGGGCACCGUCUGACUUGUUUCCAAAGUAAACUAUUUUCUCUCAGAACAAAUCUAUCUAUCUAUCUAUCUAUGUUCAUAACUAUCUACCUAUCUCUAUUCAUAUCUAUCUAUCUAUCUAUCUAUCUAUCUAUCUAUCUAUCUAUCUUAGCCUUCUUCCUGUUUUUCUUCAUUAUAUCCAUAUCAUCAUUUCUUUCUUUCUUUCUUUCUUUCUUUCUUUCUUUCUUUCUUUCUUUCUUUCUCAUUCAUUUUAGAUUCUAUAUUUUCUUUUUCUUUCUUUCUUUCUUUAUCAUUCUUUUAGAUUGUAUAUCUCCUUUCUUUCUUUCUUUUCGAUUCGACUCUUUCUUUCUUUCUCAUUCCUUUUAUGUUCCAUAUUUUUUGCCUUUCUUUCUUUCUUUCUUUCUUUCUUUCUUUCUUUCUUUCUUUCUUUCUUUCUUUCUUUCUUUCUUUCUGUUAAUAUAUUAUGAGUCUUUCUGUUUUUCUUCAUUAUAUCCAUAUCAUCAUUUCUUUCUUUCUUUCUUUCUUUCUUUCUUUCUUUCUUUCUUUCUUUCUUUCCUUCGCAUUCAUUUUAGAUUCUAUAUUCUUUUUCUUUCUUUUUUUGUUUAUCAUUCUUUUAGAUUGUAUAUUUUCUUUCUUUCUUUCUUUCUUUUCGAUUCGAUUCUUUCUUUCUUUCUCAUUCCUUUUAUGUUCCAUAUUUUUUGCCUUUCUUUUCUUUCUUUCUUUCUUUCUUUCUUUCUUUCUUUCUUUCUUUCUUUCUUUCUUUCUUUCUUUCUCCUUCAUUUUAGAUUCUAUUAUAUAUUUCUUUCUUUCUUUCUUUCUUUCUUUCUCAUUCAUUUUAGAUUCUAUAUUUUCUUUUUUUCUUUCUUUCUUUAUCAUCCUUUUAGAUUGUAUAUUUUCUUUCUUUCUUUUCGAUUCGACUCUUUCUUUCUUUCUCAUUCCUUUUAUGUUCCAUAUUUUUUGCCUUUCUUUCUUUCUUUCUUUCUUUAUUGUUUUCUUUCAUUCUUUCUUUCUUUCUCCUUCAUUUUAGAUUCUGUAUUAUCUUUGCCUUUCUUUAUCAUUGCUUUUAGAUUCUAUAUUUUCUUUCUUUCUUUCUUUCUUUCUUUCUUUCUUUCUUUCUUUCUUUCUUUCUUCUAA